Molecule: messenger RNA, 1545 nt
Organism: Juglans regia (Persian walnut)
Lineage: Eukaryota; Viridiplantae; Streptophyta; Magnoliopsida; Fagales; Juglandaceae
Product: 6-hydroxynicotinate 3-monooxygenase
Exons: 4
Coding region: 101-1366 (421 amino acids)
Molecular function (GO): FAD binding
Source: RefSeq, a predicted model, not a curated record
AUAGAUUUUUCUAGUCGUGACUGAGUAGGAUCGAGACCGAAGACGGAAAUAAAAUCACAAAAAUGCCUAAUCAACAAGCGCGUGAAAGAUCAGAAUUCAGAUGAGCGAGAAGGAAAAACCAAAGGCAGUGGUGGUGGGAGGGAGCAUAGCGGGUGUGGCAUGCGCCCACUCGCUGAUUACGGCUGGUUGGGAAGUUGUUGUGCUUGAGAAAUCGAGCAUCACAUCCACGACUGGGAGCCCGACUGGUGCUGGACUCGGACUCGACCCUCUGGCUCAGCGACUCGUUCAGUCCUGGCUUGGACGACCACACCUUCUCCACAACUCCACCUUGCCCCUCACAGUCGAUCUGAACCAAGCAACUGAUAGCGAGAAGAAGGUCAGCUGGACGCUGGCAAGAGACGAGAAUUUGAAGUUCAGAGCAGCACUGUGGGCUGAUCUCCAUGCCCUUCUUUACAAUUUAUUGCCCUCAAACAUAUUUUUCUGGGGUCACCUUUUCCUUUCCUUUUGUACUUCUCAUGACAAGAAAUCUGUUAAGAUUAAGGCCAAGGUUCUACAGACCGAUGAAAUAAUCGAAAUAGCGGCGAAUUUGCUGGUUGCAGCAGAUGGGUGUCUCUCGUCUAUUCGCCAGCAUUUUCUUCCUGAUUUUAAAUUGAGGUAUUCGGGUUAUUGUGCGUGGAGAGGAGUACUUGAUUUCUCAGGAAAAGAUAAUUCGGAAACCGUAACGGGGAUCCGCAGGGCAUACCCUGAACUGGGGAAAUGCUUGUACUUCGACUUAGGUUCUUGCACUCACGGUGUGCUUUAUGAGCUUCAGAACAGAAGGCUCAAUUGGAUUUGGUAUGUCAACCAAGCCGAGCCCGAACUGCAGAGAAACUCAGUAACCAUGAAAGUAAGCAGUGAGAUGGUCCACAAGAUGCAUCAAGAAGCAGAGAAGGUUUGGGUUCCUGAGUUGGUCGGAGUCAUGAAAGAAACAAAGGACCCCUUCUUAAAUUUCAUAUAUGAUAGUGAUCCCUUGGAACAAAUCUUUUGGGACAAUGUGGUUUUAGUUGGAGACGCGGCUCACCCAACCACUCCUCAUGGCCUGAGAAGCACAAACAUGUCAAUAUUGGAUGCAGCAGUUUUGGGAAAAUGCCUCACUAAGUGGGGAGCAGAAAAUUUACAGUCAGCUCUAAGAGAAUAUCAGUCGAUUCGGCUUCCAGUUGUUUCCAAGCAAGUUCUGCAUGCUAGGCGAAUGGGCCGCAUAAAACAAGGUUUGUUUCUUCCUGAUCGCGAGCCUUUUGAUCCAAAGACUGCUACACCAGAGGAUUGUCAAGAUCUACAACAGCAGAAUAUGCCCUUCUUUAACGAUGUUCCCAUGAUACUAAUGUGAUAUUUUUCUCUGUUUACUUGCCCAAAAGUGGCGUAUUCUCUCUGCCACUAAAAAGAACCGAGGGUUAUUUUCCUUUCAAGUUUUCACUCAUCCUUUGUCAUGUCAGCUUUAGUCAUAGUAAGAUCCUUACAAUAACAGCACUAUUUAUUGACCAAACAGAAAACCCUAUUUUGGAUUAA